AUGCAGUUCUUCACCAAGAUCCUUGCGCUCUGCCUCCUCGUCGUUGGCGUCCUCGCCUCGGCCGUCGCUCCCGCGGACGAAGUCCCCAUCGCCUGGGAGGUUGAAGUCCGCCGUGGCGAGAAGGCCACGCUUUACGGUACCGUGCAGGAGGUCCACGCGCAGCUGCUCGAGCGCAACCCCAACUGGGACACGGAGGUCGCGCCGGCCCUGCAGGCGCGCGAUGCGGCCACGACGUCCCGAGUUGAUCGCCGCAACCGAGACGAUGGCUUCAGCUCGCGGUCUCUCAUCGUGUGCGGCAAGGACCCUUGGUCCAACCUGGCUGCCUGGCUCGACAACCACAUUUACUACCUGAGCCACAUCAACGGCAAGCCGUCCAACAGAGCCGGUGGCUGCGGCAGGGUCAGCUGCCAGCACAGCUGCGCAGUGUGGUGGUGCAACGACAACACCGAGGAGCUGACUCUUGGCUCGUGGAGCUGGCUCAGCAACGGCCUGUCGCUGCUCAAGGACUCGCCCAUUUGCAUGCGCGAGGGCUCGGCCAUGGUCUACAGCGAGCUCGGCUACCGCGUCAGGAUUGGAGGCGCGGACUGCGGCAAGAAGUGA
Messenger RNA from Purpureocillium lilacinum, 600 nucleotides. The record is from RefSeq and is a predicted model, not a curated record. NCBI's taxonomy places the organism in Eukaryota, Fungi, Ascomycota, Sordariomycetes, Hypocreales, Ophiocordycipitaceae.